AUGUUGCCUUCUUCUGUGCGCCGAGUCGUCUCCUCAGCCGUCUCCUCGACCCCUCAGACCGGUGUCGUUUCCGUCCUUGCCUCAGCCACUUCAAAGACCACUCCCGUCUUUGUUCGAAAUCAGCAGCGACGAUGUUCUUCUUCAAAACCUUCGAAAUCUGACAACGGAGCCAACGAGAUCUCAGCUGGCCAGUCGGUGCCUGCUGCUACAUCACCAAAGUCUGGCAAUGAGAAGCGAAAGCGAAAGAGCAGCAAGGAUGCUUCCGAUCGAGCGGCUUCCAUCAGAAAGUUGCCAAGCGUUCCCAACACGCAUCACAUGUCACAAGAAGCUCUGGGGCUAUCAAGUUUCUUCUCACUACACAGGCCCAUCUCGGUCACCCAGACCAUGCCCCGAGCGGUUUCCGAUGAGCACUUCGCCUCCAUCUUUGCCUCCCGAAACAGAAGCAACAAGAUGGCUGAUACAGAUUCCACUCUCUCCAGCGCUAUCGAACAGUUGGAAGGGCCUAUGGCUCAGAUGACCAUUGGUGGAGGACACGAGGGCCAGGAAGGAAUGCACAAGGUUGAUAUCAAGAACCCCGAUGGUACCGAGUCCAGCAUGUAUCUCCAGAUCGACACCAUGUCAGGUGAAUUCCUGCCUUUCCGUCCUCCACCUCUGCCUCAACCCCAGGCUGCUGGUCAGGCAGAUAGUGCCGUUGCCGAUAUCGAAGCCGCCGAGGAUGUUCCCCAACACCGGAUGUACAAGGCUCUUUUCACCAUCGAGGAGUCCAUCGAUCCGGAUGGUCAAGUCCGUAUCAUGGCCCACAGCCCUCAGAUUGUGCAGGACAACCAACCGCGAAGCUUCCUCGAGCGUCUGGCCCUUCGCCAGCUCAAGUUCGACGAGGCCCAGGGCCGCCGAGACAUGCACGCCAUCAGCGUGAAACGACAACGAAAGCUCAGGAUGAAAAAGAAGAAGUACAAGAAGCUUAUGAAGAGGACACGAGUCCUGCGACGCAAGUUGGAUCGAACUUAG
This is a messenger RNA of Fusarium proliferatum ET1, 1008 nucleotides long. RefSeq lists its product as uncharacterized. Gene Ontology annotation, biological process: mRNA processing. Lineage: Eukaryota; Fungi; Ascomycota; Sordariomycetes; Hypocreales; Nectriaceae. Gene Ontology annotation, cellular component: mitochondrion. The record is from RefSeq and is a predicted model, not a curated record. The transcript is spliced from 2 exons. Bases 1 to 1008 code for a protein of 335 amino acids.